This is a messenger RNA of Venturia canescens, 2895 nucleotides long. It is a transcript of the gene mip130, whose product is annotated as Myb-interacting protein 130. Gene Ontology annotation, molecular function: DNA binding. The transcript has 5 exons. Gene Ontology annotation, cellular component: transcription repressor complex; nucleoplasm. The record is from RefSeq and is a predicted model, not a curated record. The coding region runs from base 306 to 2342 and encodes 678 amino acids. NCBI's taxonomy places the organism in Eukaryota, Metazoa, Arthropoda, Insecta, Hymenoptera, Ichneumonidae. Gene Ontology annotation, biological process: DNA-templated transcription; regulation of transcription by RNA polymerase II; regulation of cell cycle.
CAAAAUUUCAAAAAAAUGACCAAUGCACGAUUAAAGCGGGACACGGCCGGGGAACAUGUCGGAGGAUGAAUUUGUUUUCGCUUCUCAUUCCCGCUUCAUUCAAGCGGUACAAUUUUAAUUUCGUGAAACUUAACCGAGACAUUUAACAAAUAAACUUUUGCCAACAAAUUACGGGUAACCUCCGAACUCAUGGGCAGGCGGGUGCAGGGGGCGGCAGAGGAAUAAUAAUUCUUUCGAACGCGUUUGUAUGCACUUCUCUUCCGUGCUGUUUACACGGGUCAUUUUCCCGAUUGAAAUAUUGGGUUAUGUCGGAAUACAGUGUUAAAAAGUUGUACACGUAUGACCGUGCGAUACGAAAGACUCGAUCGAAUAAUGUACGACCUGCGAAAAUGGAAAAUAACCGUCGGGACAAAUCGGCGCGGAACAUGGACAAAUGGAUUGAACACGAAUCUGCUGAGACUCUGCUCUCCAUGAAAAAUGGAGGGUUCCCGUCGAUAGAUGAUAUUAAACAAGAACUUUGCGACGACGACUCCAUGGACAUCGAGGAACACCAAUUAUCCAAUAAUUCUAUGGAUUCCUCCCAUAUGGAUAUCGAAGAUUCCGAACCUACCCCGGAGUUUGGACCUGCCGCUCUUGGACUUCAAAGAGUUGGCACGAAACCUCCACCUAAACCCAAUCCACCGAUGCAACCGGUUCAAGUUCUUAACCGGAGAGGAAUGCCAGCGAGAAUAAGAAAAAAGAAUAAACUUUUUUACGAUGACAUUCUGGUCAACCAUCCUCAUCACAGAUCCCAUUCUCCCAGAAUAAAGAAGGAUCCGUCGUUAAUGGAGAUAAAAUCAUCGCCGAAGAAGAUAGCUAGGCCAUCACCGGCGAAAAAGGUUCAGAAGCCCGUUACGGAGACCCCAAAAAGGCAAAGUAGCGCAGCAUCAAGUGUACCAGCGGUAACAACCCCAACACCACCAAUAAAGCAAGAAAAAGAGGCGGAUAAGCAGCAGGCAGCAGGAGCAGUGACACAGCCAGGUUCUCCAGAUAGAAAAAUAGGUCAAAAGAUAGGAAUGCGUCUGCGUAAUCUUUUAAAGCUGCCGAAGGCUCACAAAUGGGUGUGUUACGAGUGGUUCUACAGCAACAUUGAUAAAACGUUGUUUGAAGGAGACAAUGAUUUCAUGAUAUGUUUGAAAGAGUCGUUUCCCCAGUUACAAACGAGAAAACUAACGCGAGUUGAGUGGUGUAAAAUCCGUAGGAUGAUGGGAAAACCACGGAGAUGUUCACAGUCCUUUUUUGAAGAGGAAAGACGAGAAUUAGAACGGAAAAGACAAAAAAUAAGAAUGCUGCAGCAAAGAAAAGCUGGCGAUAUGAGCAGCUUUAAAGAUUUGCCACCAGAAAUCCCGCUGCAGUUGGUCAUAGGCACCAAAGUCACUGCCAGGUUGAGAAAACCUCAGGAUGGGCUUUUCACAGGUAGCAUCGACGCAGUCGACACUAGCAACAACACUUAUCGAAUCACCUUCGAACGCGCUGGUCUUGGAACUCACAGCGUUCCUGAUUACGAAGUUCUAUCCAACGAACCCCCUGAAACCAUCAGCGUCUCCUCCUUCGCUCUACAUUUUCGACCUCGACACGUUGCUUACGUUCCUGCACAACCUUACGCCCUCAAAGUUCGAUCUCCCAGACUCAACAACGACCCUCUUAUCUCAAACGCUGCAAUACCCACCCCGAAAAGAGCUCACAUCGGUGGCACCAUGAACGGAUACCCGCUCAAACUCCUCGAAUUUAUGGUCAAAGUUAAUAAGAUUCUUGCUGCUAAGAAAAUCAAAAUACAAAAACUUCGGGAAAUGAACGCCGAGGCCGAGAAACAUCGGUCUUUGGGUGAAUAUUUGCCUCCCGAUUUUGAGAGACGAUACGCUGGGGUUGUCGUCGAUCUCGAAAAAAUGAACGUUGCUCUUCAAGAAUUUCUCAACGAUAUUCAAGACCUCUGCCAAGAAAUGGCACCUGAGCCGAGUAUGGCCGCAAUGUUGGCCCCCUCGCAUCUUCGAGAAAAAUGUCGUCAAGAAGCCAGUGACAUGGUUUCUCGAAAUAAUAUCAUCAAUGAUAAGGGACCGUCGAAAAUGAAUCAGCUGGUUACAGAUUUGACGGCUCUCAUGCUCCAAGUCAAGUGCCUCUCGGAUUCUGAUCGAAAUGCCUACGAACUUAAAGUAUUGCAAGGAACGAUGGAGCAAAUAAGAUCGAGACUGACGCCGCAAAACGAGCAAGUUUUUCAAAAUUGCGUCGAGGUUCAUAUGCAGCGUAUACAAUUGGGUCUUGGCCAGAUCGGUGCACUGACACCGUUCAUGGCUCAAAAAGCUUAACAUCACACUUAACUUAUGUAGCGAGAAAGAGCAAGAUUUGAAAGAGAAAAAAGGAAAACAUUUUGUACAGAUUAAUGCUAUAUAUAACGUCGUAAGAGAGCCAAAAGAACGAUCGUUGAAUUUAGUGCUCGGCGUACAAAAGUCGAAGGCAGAAGUUAUGCCGUUCGUUUUAUUUUGCAUGAAAUGCGUGGGCGUUCUCGCAUGAUUCGAUGUGAUGAACGAGAGAUAAAUAUUUUUUCGAAUUAAUCAAACAGUCUGAAAAAUGCGGGCAAAGUUUUUUGUGACUGAACUCACGUUCACGAUUUCAAUCACAAAAAAGUCGAUAUUGGUCUUUAAGGAAAUUAAGAUCGAUCGCGGUUUCAGCAAUAAUUGGCAAAUUUUUAUAAUAAUUUGCGGAAUCGUGAUUGCGACAUUUCUAAAAAAAAAUGUUAUUUUAGUUGGUUUAAUACUUAAGAAUAAUGAAUAGAUGAACAUUGUAAAUUAAUAUUAUCAUUCAAAGCUUAAUAUUUUAUUGGAGAUUCAAAAUAUCGAUUAUUAAAAUCCUAAAUAUGAA